CACACCAAGUGAUAUCUGAAAGUCGUAGUUCUAAUUAUCAUUAUAUAAAUGAAAUAAUGGGGUUUGUGCCAUAUACUACUCUAAGUAGUUUAAGGACUUUAAAAUGUUGCCGUUUAAUGUCGAUGUACCCUCCACAUUUUGCUGAGCCUAUACUAAAAAAAGAUUCUGAAAUCAUAAACAAAAAGGACGUCUCUCAUGUACCAAUUAAAGCGGCUCCAAAUGAUUUAUCCGAUUCCAUAUUCUAUGGUGUUCUUAAAAAUAAACUAUUGAAAUAUAUUACUAAAAAAGGUAAUGGAAGUUUAGCUAAACAGCUUUUAACUGAUACAUUGGAAACUAUUAAGCGGACACAAAUUGAACGGAUGAACCUUAUAAAUGCCGAAAAAGAGAAUGUAAUUAUUGACACCGAGAGAAUUUUAAUAAAUGCAAUUGAAAACUCUCGACCAUUACUUCAGUUGUCAGAAAUCAAAAGAGGUGGAGUAAAGUAUCAAGUUCCCAUACCUUUGACAGAGAAAAGAUCCUACUUUCUUGCUAUGAAGUGGCUCUUGGAUGCAGCACGUGAAAAAGAUCGUAAAGUUCAUCUGCCUGAUAAACUUGCUUGGGAAAUAUUGGACGCUGCGCAUGGACAGGGCCGAGUAAUUAAAAAAAAGGACGACUUGCAUAGACAAUGCGAAAGUAAUCGGGCUUAUGCCCAUUAUAGAUGGAGCUAAAAAGCAAUGAUUUUUGUGAACAACUAAUUAAUUGGGCAAGAGAUCUGCUUUUAUUUUGAAAUGUGUAAUUAUUUGAAAAGGAAGUAAAUAAAUGUACGCUUACGCAACGUUUCAAGUCAG
Messenger RNA from Drosophila novamexicana, 827 nucleotides. RefSeq names its product 28S ribosomal protein S7, mitochondrial (gene mRpS7). The coding region runs from base 57 to 707 and encodes 216 amino acids. Gene Ontology annotation, cellular component: ribosome. Gene Ontology annotation, biological process: translation; ribosomal small subunit assembly. Gene Ontology annotation, molecular function: mRNA binding; structural constituent of ribosome; rRNA binding. The transcript has 2 exons. The record is from RefSeq and is a predicted model, not a curated record. Lineage: Eukaryota; Metazoa; Arthropoda; Insecta; Diptera; Drosophilidae.